AUGCACAGGACACUGAUCACUGCCGCGUAUGGUGCUUUUGCCGUGGGUCCAAUCGGCCAUGUGUGGUAUCACAAGCUCGACUCCAUCGCGACGCGGUUUCAUUCCCCCGGCUCCCUCCGCUUCGUACUGUUGGAUACUGUCAUUUUCUCCCCGCUCCACAUUCUGGGCUACUUUGGCGUCAUGAACGUGGGCGAGCGAGGCAGCUGGGCCGACUUCAGCAGGAAGGUGGAGGUGGACUUCGUGCCCACCCUAGCCGCUGAGCUGGCGGUCUGGCCCGCCAUCCAGGCGGCCAACUUCAAGUUCAUCCGCGUGGACUACCAGCUGCUGGCCGUGAACCUGCUCACAAUAUUUGACAGUGCAUUCAUGUCCUGGUGCCGAGCCACCGAGGACUGGAUGUCCGUUCUCUUCCCGGGGCUGAAGAGUCCAGCACCAGCUCGCCCCGUGGUGGCCGGCUCGGGGCAGAGCAGCAGCGUUGUGGAUGGGCCGCAGAAAUAA
Auxenochlorella protothecoides is the source of this 495-nucleotide messenger RNA. RefSeq names its product Protein SYM1. The record is from RefSeq and is a predicted model, not a curated record. The transcript is spliced from 5 exons. Lineage: Eukaryota; Viridiplantae; Chlorophyta; Trebouxiophyceae; Chlorellales; Chlorellaceae. Gene Ontology annotation, cellular component: membrane; cytoplasm. Bases 1 to 495 code for a protein of 164 amino acids.